Seminavis robusta is the source of this 1071-nucleotide messenger RNA. The record is from the annotation of a GenBank genome assembly. NCBI's taxonomy places the organism in Eukaryota, Bacillariophyta, Bacillariophyceae, Naviculales, Naviculaceae.
AUGAAUCGUUCGAGUGGACGCCGUCUUGUCGACGGUCAAAUUGUGCACAGUGAUGCCUUUCCUUCCAGUUCCUUUUCCUAUCGACGAUUUCUUUUCGUGGCAAUUCUGGCUACCGUCAUGAUUGUGACGAAUCCUGCCAACGAGCUGUUCUCCAAGACCAUGGAUAUUGUAGAGCAAGUGACAGGCAGAAAGUCACGGCAGCACGAUUUGUCCGAUUGGGACUUGAACAAGAUUAUGGAUCCCCCCAUCAGCGUGACCAACUAUGGAUUGUUUACAUUGGAAGAGAGGCAUGCCAAGGUGGUGGUGUCACUUCUGACAAAAAGCGUAUCAUGUCCCUACUUUGAUCAACGCAAGGGCUCCUUCUGUAGUGCCGUGGCCAAGAACCUAUGCCAUGGAAACCCCCUGGUCUAUCAUCCCAAGAGCUAUGCCUACACUGCCCAUAGAACCAUUUGCUUCAUUCUCGUCGGUACUGCCUUGUUGGCAUUCUGUUUCAAUGGAUCUAUACCCCCAUUCUUGACCCAAGAACCAUUUAUGCGAGCAUUGUUGACGUGUUUCAGUCGAAAACACUUCUCAUUGCUCUCCUUGGCAAUGGAUUUGGUCAAUUGCAGUUUGUUUGUCUAUCCAGCUUUAGAACGAAUGGAGCGAAUUGUACCAACGCUACAAGAUGGGAAACCAAGUCUUGCCCUUGGAGUACCAGAGUGGACAGACUUUGCGUUUUAUGCGAUAGUGAUGGUACUGUUUCUGGGGGGAGGCAGCAAUUCACUGGCUAAUUUCUUUUUCACCAAAGAUCCAUGCUUUGGGUUUGACACGACGGUGGCAGCAGCAGUUGCGUACUGCAGUGCGAUUCCUUCCAAAAUCCUUCCUUUUGCCAACCAACCAGCAAUGCUCACACCACAGACAGUCUUUUGGGGAUACCUGCCCAUCACAGCUUUGCUGGGUGGGACUCCAUCGUAUUUGGUGGCCUGGCUGAUUGCAGGAAGUUUGGGUGUCAUAUUGGCGCAAUACCACACCGACAAUCAGAGUGUACUGCUGGCUUUCAAAGGCUUGCUGCGCUCAGCUUUCUCCAACUAG